This is a messenger RNA of Fusarium musae, 1047 nucleotides long. RefSeq lists its product as uncharacterized. The record is from RefSeq and is a predicted model, not a curated record. NCBI's taxonomy places the organism in Eukaryota, Fungi, Ascomycota, Sordariomycetes, Hypocreales, Nectriaceae. Bases 1 to 1047 code for a protein of 348 amino acids. The transcript has 2 exons.
AUGCGUUCCGACUAUGAUAUCAGGAACCUUAUGUACGGUGCCCAAAUGGCGGCCGAAUUCGACUUUUAUGAGGGCGAGCCUGAGCCCCGCCUUGAGCCCCUACUUCUAGACACUCGGCCUCUUGCGUCCAACUGCCGUCCCCAAAAGACCAUGCUUCUGCUCAAACUCGCCAAGGGGACGAUUAAGGGCCGCACCGAUCCCGGCAUCCUAGACUGUGUGCGGAAAUUCACAUUCAAGCCCGACCCAUGCCAGGUUCGCGCUGUUCACAGUGGCGUCUGGCGCAGGUUCCAAGAAGAUCGCGGUAAAGAGUACGGAGGGACUGCUGAAAUUAAGGAAAAAUGUGCAGAGAUCUUUAAACUGAUCCAACAUACUGUGGCCCUCAAUUUCAAGGCCAUGCGCAACCUCGAGACCCUGGUCUGGGAUUUGAAUUUCCCACUAAAUAAAGACACCUGGUUGCUCUUGGCCUGCUCUACAGCCCAUAACCUUCUUAUCAACGACACCCUCAUCGCCGAGAGUUUUUCUCUAGGGCCUCCUCUGACCCCGCCGUCCUGGCCUUUGCGAUCUCUCGUUCUGAUGAAUUUCAGGUUGGUGGGCUCCUGGGACCAAGAGAAUAGUCAACGUGGCGUACCACUGCGACCUAACCCCACCCAUGGCUUCUUCAAAAGUCUUUUCCAGCUUUGCUCCCCAACUCUCGAAUCACUGACCUGGGAGAGUUGGCAUCCCGAGGCUUUGGAGCCUCUCUCCCUCUCUUGGGACCGACUCGAGGUCCUUUCCCAAACUGCGAAGCUCCGAAUCAGGCCUGGUCUCGAUAUAAUGGAUAGACCAAGCUUUCCUUCUUUCCUUUCUGCGCCACUCAAGUCCCUUGAACUACGUCACUCGUCUGUUCGGUUGUUUGAGGAUAUCAUUAGUUCCCAUGUUGAAGAGCCAUAUCGGGAUCUUGAGGAGCUUGUUGUUAAAGUUGCUGAUAAUCUGCAGCUUAUCACAGAAUUGAUCCUCAAGCCUAAUGGCUUGAAGAAGUUUUGGGUUACUCAAAGUUACGACAUGUAG